AUGACGCUCGAAGAUAUGAAAGAAACCUACGUAAAGGCCCAAGCAGAGCUGGCCCAAGAAAGGGCAUCCAUUGAAAACCUCCAGAAGGAGCUCGACUCUGUGAAAAGUACCAAGCACCAGUCACGUUACAAGCCAGGUGCAAAAUCUAAGAAAUUGAUAUUCGAAAUGACCGAUGACUCCGAAGAUCUGUCCGACGACGAAGAGCCGCAUGGAGAAGAAGAUGAAGCAACACCGGACCCCGUAACCAAACGCCUGAACAUGAUGGAAACCCACAUGAAGAAGCAAUGCUCGCUGAUGCUGAAACUGAUUACCAAGCUACCAGGAGCACCCACACCUGUGGAAACAGAACCGACCGACGGGUAUGCAGCAUCGCCGUUCUAUGAGGCAAUCGCUAGAGUGACGGUCCCACACCAGCUCCGACUCCCUACCUGGACUACCCUGUACGACGGAACGUCUGACCCAUACAGACACGUCAACGUCUACAAGCAGCGAAUGUGGCAGAUCGGCAUCCCUUAUGACCUGGUCGAACCCGUCAUGUGCAAAUCGUUCGGAGGAACCCUCGACGGAGCAGCUCUGGAAUGGCUCAUGAACAUCACACCUGGAUCCAUCUACUGCCUGUCCGACCUCAUCAACACCUUCUACCAGCAAUUCGCCAGCAAUCGUCAGUUGGAGAAACAGACAAGUGACCUCGAUCGGUUGGUCCAAGGGCCAACCGAGUCGGUACGCGAUUACUUUAACCGCUUUAAUUGUGAAGAAAUUAGUAUAAAAAACUGUGAUGUCAGCACAGCCAUCGAAGCAUUCAAAAGAGGUCUCGUCCCCAACUCGGAAUUGUACCGGGAGAUAACCAAGUAUCCCUGUGCAACCUUCGAGGAGGUCAGGUCGAGAGCCACUGCCCAGAUGCGGAUCGAAGACGACGAGAUUACGCGAAUGGCUUCUCAGCGACCAGCAGGGGGCAGCAGCGACAGGAGGUCGUACACCCCAAGGAACAACAACUGGCGACACCAGCUGUACAACCGCCAGAACCAAGUACAAAAUGUCAAUCAAUAUGAUGAUACUAACAAUGUUUACAGGAAUGAGCGGGCCGACCACCCUAACAUCUCCGAAUACGGAUUCAAUGUCGACAUCGGAGACGUGGUGAACUCCCUUCAAAAUGUAGGUGGAACAGUCAGGUGGCCCCGGAAAAGUGACAGAACAGAUUCAAUGAAAAACAUGAGCAAAUGGUGUGAUUUCCACCGCGACAACGGUCACAAAACCGAGGAGUGCAUCUCCCUCAAAAAGGAGGUCGCAUUUUUCCUAAAACGAGGACAUUUGAAGGAGCUGCUGAGCGACAAAGGGAAGGAAACAUUCAACAAGGAACAGACCGCCCAACCCGACCCGAUGACGAGCAGCGACCGACCAGAACCACCUACGUUCAACAAAGUGGUAAAUGUUAUUUCUGGUGGAUCAGAUAUUCGUGGACUAACCUCUUCUGCAGCUAAAAAAAUCAACAGAGGAGAAUCAGGAGCCAUCGAAGAGGGACAGACAGAGAAUGAAAUCGUAUUAAACAAGUCCUUGGCAGCAAUGGCUAUCACCUUCGACGACUCAAAUUCAGUAGAUACGCAGCGGAAGCACCAUGACGGUCUGGUAAUAUCACUUCCAAUAGGCAACGCCCUGAUCAAAAGGAUAUUGGUCGACAACGGAAGUUCGGCAAACGUGUUAUUUUUGGAGGCGCGCAGGAAAUGGGACUCGUGGAAAAAAACAUCAUUAAGAGAUAGACGGUCUUGGUAG
Molecule: messenger RNA, 1767 nt
Organism: Spinacia oleracea (spinach)
Lineage: Eukaryota; Viridiplantae; Streptophyta; Magnoliopsida; Caryophyllales; Amaranthaceae
Exons: 1
Coding region: 1-1767 (588 amino acids)
Source: RefSeq, a predicted model, not a curated record